Molecule: messenger RNA, 1663 nt
Organism: Lineus longissimus
Lineage: Eukaryota; Metazoa; Nemertea; Pilidiophora; Heteronemertea; Lineidae
Product: cysteine-rich secretory protein 2-like
Exons: 9
Coding region: 122-1414 (430 amino acids)
Cellular component (GO): extracellular region
Source: RefSeq, a predicted model, not a curated record
UUGGUCAAGCCAACUGGGAGUAUCGAGGAAGAAAACUUCAACGAAGAAUUGCGCAAUCUCAUUUUUCAAAUCUGAUCGGAAUUUCAAGACGGAUAUAAUCUGAUUUUGCCCGCUAUUCGCCAUGCGUUUAUUUGUUGUUGGGCUCGUCCUUACUUCUCUUGCAAUACUUGGCCAGUCUAAAGGGCCUGUUCGCAAGAGCGUCGUUGGUAAGAGAGGCACAGAAGCUCGAUUCGGUCUGACACAGGCAGAUAUCAAGGCCCUUGUCGAUGGACAUAACGAAUGGAGGAAGAAUGCGAAGAGUGGGAACAUGCAGAAGCUGGAUUGGGAUGACCAGUUAGCGACUGACGCAAUGACCUGGGCUAAUGCGUGUAUGUUCGGCCACGGUCAACCAGAGAAACCAGCCUUCACGACAGGAGAGGUCGGACAGAACCUUGGCUACACAACCAGGCAUUCAGCACAGAAAAACUUUUCUUUUGGGACCUGGAUGGAUGAGUCAGAUUACUACGAUUUCUCAAGCAACCAAUGCUAUUAUCCUCCGUGCGGGCAUUAUACACAGGCAAUGUGGCACAGUCACGAAAAGGUUGGAUGUGCCCACCACGUCUGUCCAGAGAUUUACUCCCCAAGUGGCGAUCUGCUGGAUAAGGGAGCGGAGUACCUCGUCUGCAACUAUUAUCCAGCGGGCAAUGUCGGGGGAAGGAGGCCCUGGACCCCAGGUGAUCCGUGUGAGGCAUGUCCCUACUGCCACGACAAGCUUUGUAUAACACGUGAAACCUGCAUGAAGGAUCCCACAAAGUGUGCCUGCAUGAAGAAUUGCCAGCACUGCGGUACGCAGACCUCCGAUUGCAAGUGCAAAUGUCCAGUGGGAACGCAUGGUGAUGAAUGUCAGUACUUCUGCCGAGACAGGAAAGUGGAAUGUGCUUGGUUCUCAAAGGAGAAGUGCAAUGAUGGAUCCAGAAAUGGGAAGAUAAUCUAUGAUUACUGUGACGUCCUCUGCGGAAAGUGCACACCAAACACUGACAAAUCAUGGAAGUGCGAAGACGAGACGUAUCAAAACACAUUUGUAAAGUUUGCAGGUUCUCCUCAAUACGGCUACAAGACACAAAACCGCAAGACAUGUGCCUUUCCCUUCCUCUACAACGGGAAAUACCACAACAAGUGCCUGAAAGGCAAGAAUGGUAUUACGUGGUGCUCCAAGUCUACCAACUACGACAGGUACAAGACCUACGGUACGGGCUGCAGGAUAGUCAAGACAGAAGGCAAUGGCGCUGACUGUGUCUUUCCAUUUAUAUUCAAGGGAAAUUUCUACCAGAAAUGCAUCUUUGAUGAGAGUGUUAAGAAGCAUUGGUGUGGAACCACGGAGAACUAUGACAUGGACAAGAAAUGGGGAUAUUGUAUGCUUGAUGGUAUUCAUUAAGAUCUUCUGGAGUUGUGGCCAGGGUCGUACAACAACAGUACUAAAGGCACGACUUCAUACAGCGGGCUCCAAGCCGGUCAGAUACCAUUCCGCGGCCAAAACAUUGCAUCUGGUUCCCGCUCCCGUUCCCCUGUUAGUAAACUAUUUAGACCACUAUUCACAAUCGUAUUGAAGAUGACACAUGUGCAUGUCAUGCCACAAUAGUAGUUGAUAGUCGUAUUUAUGAAUGUAAUAGAUCAUCAUGCAAUA